This is a messenger RNA of Erpetoichthys calabaricus (reedfish), 10733 nucleotides long. Its product is annotated as serine/threonine-protein kinase MRCK alpha-like. Gene Ontology annotation, cellular component: actomyosin; cytoskeleton; cytoplasm. NCBI's taxonomy places the organism in Eukaryota, Metazoa, Chordata, Cladistia, Polypteriformes, Polypteridae. The coding region runs from base 810 to 6302 and encodes 1830 amino acids. Gene Ontology annotation, biological process: peptidyl-threonine phosphorylation; actomyosin structure organization. The transcript is spliced from 39 exons. Gene Ontology annotation, molecular function: protein serine/threonine kinase activity; ATP binding. The record is from RefSeq and is a predicted model, not a curated record.
CCCUGCAGCCCCUGGUGUAGCAGCUGCUGCUCCCGGCCGCCAUGUUGAUCUCAGCUUUGCCCGCAGCAACCCUUCGUGAGACAGCAGCAGCAGCACCAGCACCAGCAGAGCGAGCGGCGGUGGCUUCCAGAGGGCACAAGGAGAGGAGGAUGCGGAGCAGCUGGCGAAUGAGCCCAUGGGCACAGUAGGACUGGCCGAGGGAGCACGGCGGAAGGAGACGGCAUGCGCAGCCGUUAUUAGCGUCGGGAAGCAGAGGAAAUAAAAGAUGGAAUGAGAGGGGGGCUCUUUUCUGUCCAGUGCACUUAACCAAGGAGUGGCUUCACCUUUUUUAUGUCUUUUUCAAUGUUAAAUUGAAGAUUUUGCCACGGAUGCGGUUUUCGAGCAGAUGAGGAGAGGUUAUGCGCUUGUGUUCUUCGCUGAACGGUAAAAUCGGAAGGAUUACAGACAAGCAUGGAUGGGCUGCCUGUUUAAAGGGAUCGGGCUCGUGAGUCGGAAGAGAAGCGAAGCUCCAUGAGAAGGGGAAUAACGCUUUUCGGAAUGUUGCUCGGCAUUUGGGCUGCUGGGGAGUUUUCGCCGUCCACAGAGGGGACGCACACAUGACGGAAUAGUCGCCGUGUUCGCUCGUUCAUCGUUAUUUCCCCCCAUCCACCGACCUCCGCAUUUUGGACUGCAUGACAGGAAGGUUCACACGAACGCCAACCAGCGAAUAGUGGUUGUUGGUUUGUCAUUUUUUUAUUAUUUUUUUUAACAACGCAUCUACUUUUAUUAUUGUCGUUUUAAAUCCUGUCUCGCCCCGCGAUACCCUCAUAAUGUCGGGCGAGGUUCGCUUGAAGAAGCUGGAGCAGCUGAUUCUGGAUGGCCCGGCGCAAUCUAACGGCCAGUGCCUCAGCGUGGAGACUCUGCUGGAUGUCCUCAUUUGUCUCUACGAUGAAUGCAGCGGCUCCCCUCUCAGGAGAGAGAAAAAUGUGCUCGAAUUUUUGGACUGGGCAAAACCCUUUGCCUCAAAAGUUAAACAGAUGAGGCUGCACAAAGAGGACUUUGAAAUACUUAAAGUGAUAGGAAGAGGUGCCUUUGGUGAGGUUGCUGUGGUGAAAGUGAAAAAUACUGACAAGGUUUUUGCCAUGAAAAUACUGAACAAAUGGGAAAUGCUAAAGAGAGCUGAGACUGCUUGUUUUCGAGAAGAGAGAGAUGUGUUGGUAAAUGGCGAUAACCAGUGGAUCACAACAUUGCACUAUACCUUUCAGGAUGAAAAUUACUUGUACCUUGUUAUGGACUACUACGUGGGUGGAGACCUACUUACUUUGCUCAGUAAGUUUGAGGAUAGAUUGCCAGAGGAGAUGUCUCGAUUUUACCUUGCUGAAAUGGUGCUCGCUAUUGACUCAGUUCAUCAACUUCAUUAUGUUCACAGGGACAUAAAGCCUGAUAAUAUCCUAAUGGAUAUGAAUGGUCACAUCCGACUUGCAGACUUUGGUUCUUGUCUAAAGCUGAUGGAGGAUGGGACGGUUCAAUCCUCAGUGGCUGUGGGAACACCAGACUACAUCUCCCCAGAAAUCUUACAAGCAAUGGAAGAUGGCAAGGGGAAAUAUGGUCCUGAAUGUGACUGGUGGUCUCUUGGCGUUUGCAUGUAUGAAAUGCUUUAUGGAGAAACUCCUUUUUAUGCUGAAUCACUGGUGGAGACUUAUGGCAAAAUAAUGAACCACAAAGAGAGGUUUCAGUUUCCAGCACAGCCCAUGGAUGUCUCAGAAAAUGCCAAAGACUUGAUAAGGAGACUGAUUUGCAGCAGAGAACAUAGGCUUGGACAAAAUGGCAUUGAAGACUUUAAGAAACACCCAUUUUUUGCUGGCAUUGAUUGGGACAACAUCCGAAACUGUGAAGCACCUUAUAUUCCUGAAGUCAGCAGUCCCACAGACACAUCGAAUUUUGAUGUAGAUGAUGACUGCUUGAAGAAUUCUGAAACAAUGCCACCUCCUUCCCAUACUGCCUUUUCUGGUCACCAUUUACCAUUUGUUGGGUUUACAUACACUAGCAGCUGUUCUCUGUCUGACCGUGGAUGUCUAAGAGACAUUUGUGGACCUACCUCCACAGAAAUUGACGUUAGCAUUCAGAGAAGCCUGGAAGACAGCUUAGCUACGGAAGCUUAUGAAAGGAGAAUACGUCGUCUAGAACAGGAAAAGACAGAGCUGAGUCGAAAACUGCAAGAAUCAACGCAGACUGUCCAGGCUCUGCAGUAUUCCAGCAUAGAUGGUCCAGUAUCUGCAAGCAAAGAAGUCGAAAUACGAAGUUUAAAAGAAGAAAUUGAAAAUCUAAAAAAGCAGAUAACAGAGUCCGGACAGCUAGAACAGCAGCUAGAAGAGGCCAGCAGUGCAAGAAGAGAGCUGGAAGAUAGCUCCCGGCAAAUAAAGAUGCUUGAAAAGCAAAUGAAAGUGGUAAAGCAAGAAAAGGAAGGCCUUCAAAAGGAACUGAUUGAGACAAGUGAGAAGUUAAAAUUCCAGACAAAGGAGCUCAAAGAUGCCCACAGUCAAAGGAAAAUAGCAAUGCAAGAAUUUUCUGAGAUGAAUGAGCGUUUAACUGAACUACGAUCUCAAAAGCAGAAGUUGACAAGGCAGCUUCGAGAUAAGGAAGAAGAAAUUGAAGGUUUGGUGCAGAAAAUUGAAAACCUGCGGCAAGAUAUACGCAAAGUAGAAAGGCUUAAGAAGGAGCUUGAAGCACAAGCAGAAGCAGCAUCAGCAGAAUCUUCAAAAGAAAAGAAACUAAGAGAGAGAAGUGAGCAGUAUGCUAAACAACUUGAAGAAGAGCUAGAAGGACUAAAGCAAAAGCAAGUAGGUCGGUCCCCUGGGAUCAGCAAUGUGGAGCAUCAGCAAGAGAUUGCCAAGCUCAGGUCUGACCUGGAGAAGAAGAGUGUAUUUUAUGAAGAAGAGCUGUCUAAGCGGGAGAUGAUGCAUGCGAAUGAGCUUAAAAACUUGAGAAAGGAGCUGAGGGAUGCCGAGAGUCAGCAGCUGACACUCAAGAAGGAAAUAAUGAUUCUGAAGGAUAAGUUAGAUAAGACCCGAAGAGAGAGUCAAAGUGAAAAGGAAGAAUUUGAGACUGAAUUUAAGCAAAAAUAUGAAAGAGAGAGAAUAUUAUUGAUGGAGGAGAACAAAAAACUUUCAAAUGAAUUAGAUAAGCUUACAUCCAUGUUUGAGAAACUGAGUAGCAGUAACCGACAGCUGGAAGAUGAAAUGAGAGAACUGGCAGAUAAAAAGGAGUCUGUAGCCCAUUGGGAGGCCCAGAUCACAGAAAUCAUUCAAUGGGUAAGUGAUGAAAAGGAUGCCCGUGGUUACUUACAAGCUCUGGCCACAAAAAUGACUGAGGAACUGGAGGGUUUGAGGAAUUCAAGUCUUGGUGCCAGGGCUACGGACAUGCCUUGGAAGAUGCGUCGCUUUGCAAAGCUGGAUAUGUCUGCAAGGCUGGAACUGCAGUCGGCCCUAGAUGCAGAGAUCCGGGCAAAGCAAGGUAUUCAGGAUGAAUUAAACAAGGUUAAAGCUUCAAAUAUUUCCACAGAAUGUAAGCUGCAGGAGUCAGAGAAGAAGAACCGGGACCUCUUGGCAGAAAUAGAAAAACUAAAAAAAGAGGCUGAGGACCUUCGAAUGGAAAAAGGUGUAAAGCAUCAAGACUCGCAGAAUUCUUUCUUGGCGUUUCUGAAUGCUCCCACCUCUGCUUUGGAUCAGUUUGAUCAUUCUCCUGCCUGUGUCCCGGCUAACAAAGGCAGACGUAUUGAUUCUAUUGAAAAUUUUAACUUGUCUAAUACACCUUCGAGAGAUGAAGAAUCAAAGUCCCAGAUUUAUUCAAGAUCCAGGUCACCAUCAACUGCAAGUGAUAUGGAAGCAAUCGAGAUUAUAGAUCACCCACCACAUAAUAUUCAGACACCUACUAUGAGGUCAACAUACAGUGGAUCCGGUGUGUCAGCUCCUAAGCCCAAAGCCCAUCAGUUUGUCGUGAAGUCAUUCAGUACUCCUACAAAAUGUAAUCAGUGCACCUCUUUAAUGGUGGGAUUGAUACGACAAGGCUGUGCUUGUGAAGUUUGUGGAUUCUCAUGUCAUGUGACCUGUGCCGACAAAGCUCCAGCUGUGUGUCCAAUUCCAUCUGACCAAACAAAAGGACCUCUGGGAAUUGAUCCACAAAAAGGGAUUGGAACUGCAUAUGAAGGAAAUGUCAGGGUACCUAAACCUGCAGGUGUGAAAAAAGGCUGGCAAAGAUCCAUUGCAGUAGUGUGUGACUUCAAACUGUUCUUAUAUGACUUACCAGAAGGAAAGACUUCCCAGCCUACAGUGGUAGUGAGCCAGGUCAUUGACAUGAGAGAUGAGGAUUUUUCAGUCAGUUCAGUUUUAGCUUCAGAUGUCAUUCAUGCCAACAGGAAGGACAUUCCAUGCAUCUUUCGGGUGACAGCUUCACAGCUUUCAGCAUCAAACAGCAAGUGUUCAAUCCUAAUACUGGCUGACAAUGAAAAUGAAAAGAACAAGUGGGUUGGGGUUUUAAAUGAAUUACAUCGUAUCUUGAAGAAAAACAAACUGAAAGAUAGAUCGGUCUAUAUGCCCAAAGAGGCCUAUGACAGCACUCUUCCUUUAAUCAAAACAACUCAAUCUGCUUCUAUCUUAGAUCAUGAAAGAAUAGCCCUGGGAAAUGAAGAAGGACUCUUUGUUGUGCAUGUAACUAAAGAUGAGAUUAUACGAGUGGGUGAUAACAAAAAAGUCCACCAGAUUGAGCUAAUCCCAAGUGAACAGCUAAUAGCAGUGAUAUCAGGGAGAAACCGACAUGUUCGACUGUAUCCCAUAUCUGCCUUAGAUGGUCGAGAAGCAGAAUUUUAUAAACUGGCAGAAACAAAAGGCUGCCAGACUAUUAUAUCUGGGCAGGUCAGGCAUGGAACAAUGACGUGCCUAUGUGUGGCAAUGAAGAGACAAGUGAUAUGUUAUGAACUGAACCAGAGCAAAACUCGCCAUAAAAAGAUCAAAGACAUUCAGGUUCCAGGCAAUGUCCAGUGGAUGGCCAUUUAUAGUGAGCGCCUCUGUGUUGGCUACCAGUCGGGAUUCAUGAAGUACAGCCUGCAUGGUGAAGUAAACGCAAUCAGCCUACUGCAUUUUGAUGAUCACACGCUUUCCUUCAUCACACAACAAGGGAUGGAUGCCAUAUGUGCAGUGGAAAUCUCCAACAAGGAGUAUCUGCUGUGUUUCAGCAGUAUAGGCAUAUAUGUGGACUGUCAAGGUCGGCGAUCAAGGCAACAGGAACUAAUGUGGCCAGCAGUUCCCAUAGCUUCAUGUUAUAAUGCACCAUACCUUUCAGUCUACAGUGAAAAUGCCAUUGAUGUUUUUGAUGUCAACACAAUGGAGUGGAUCCAAACAAUUCCUUUGAAGAAGGUGCGUCCUUUGAAUACAGAUGGUUCCUUAAAUCUGCUAGGUCUGGAAACUGUUAGAUUAAUAUAUUUCAAGAACAAAAUGGCAGAAGGAGAUGAGUUGGUAGUUCCUGAAACAUCUGAUAAUAGCAGAAAACAGAUGGUUCGGAAUAUCAACAAUAAGAGGCGCUAUUCCUUUAGAGUGCCUGAGGAGGAGAGGAUGCAGCAAAGGAGGGAAAUGCUUAGAGACCCAGAGAUGAGAAAUAAGCUAAUUUCCAACCCAACAAAUUUUAACCACAUUGUCCAUAUGGGACCUGGUGAUGGUAUCCAGAUUCUUAAAGAUCUACCCAUGCCAGGUUCCCCUCAUCCAUCCCAUAAUCAUCACUUGUGCUUGAUCUCAACUCCAACCAACUUUGAACACGUCUAUCACAUGACUGUCAAUUCCGCUGAAAACUUCCUCUAUUAUGAUUCCAUAAACCCUUCCUACUCCCCAUCUCUUCGUUCUGUGUCAGGAUCUAUGUCUCCACGGAACCUUCGCCCACAAGAGAGCCGUACCAUGUUUAGUGGGUCUGUAAGCAUUCCCUCCAUUGCAAAAUCCCGAACUGAGCCAGGCCGUUCAAUGAGUGCAAGCAGUGGACUGGGAUCACGGCCCACAGCACAGAAUGGGAAUGCCCUCAGACGAGAGUUUUCUGGAGGAGGCUAUGGAACGAAACGACAGCCAAUGACCUCACCCUCAGAUGGGUCUCUGUCUUCUGGGGGUGUUGAUGGUGGAAGUGAUGCACCAAUAUCACAGUUUGAAAGAGAGGAUUCGGAUUCUCCUAGACACUCUACGGCCUCCAACAGUUCCAACCUGAGCAGUCCACCGAGUCCAGCCUCUCCUCACAAAACCAAAAGUCUCUCUCUGGAGAGUACAGACCAUGUGGGAUGGGAAACAUGAUUCCAGAACCUUGACAUCAUCAAGUCAAGUUUUCACCUCUUUUCUUCACCUCCCAUCAUCUCUUCUGAUUCUUGCUUUGGAAAGGCUGCACUGUGUUAGCCUUCUAGCAUCAUCAGCAGCUGUACCUCCAAUCUUAAGAAAUUCAGUGAAUCUAACUGUAAUGUCACCAGUGAGGACAGUGACAAACAUUGCAGGCAUCCGUACCACAAGAAUUGCCUGUGCUGUGACAUUGUCACACUUCCUGUGGGAGGGAUUCGCAGCACACUCCAUAGACAGACUACUGAAAGUACAGCUAAUAUCCUUGUUGCCAAUUGAUGCAUUUAUUUCACCUAAUAUUGGACCAGGACCAUAUAUUACAAAAUGUACAAAAAAUGUGUACAUAAACACAUGUAUUAAGUUUAUAGAUAUUUAUAGUAGAGUUUGUCUUGUUGGCUUUAAACAAAGAUACAAGGGGCUGAUCUGGCCUUGACAACGUCUGCAUUUAUUCAAGGAGAGUCGUGUUGGUGAAAAAAAAAAAAGAAAAAGAAAAUUUGUUUUUGCUGCUCAUUUCAAGAUGUUGUGGACAUAGUUGUUAUCUUCUGCAAGUUAAAUUUGUAUUGGGAGGGAUAGCUGGCACAGUAAAACACUGCAGGGCCUCCAGAGUUGGUCACUAGAAGUGCCCGUCUAUCCUUGCAGUUUUUGAUUGCUGCUGCAAAACAAGCCGAUAAGACUGAUGAAGUGCAAGUUAGUGCUUUUUAAGAAGGUGCUGGCUCUAGACUAGUCAUGUAAGAAUGUAUUUAAUCCAAUGGGUUUUGCAAUAAGAAUGUUUUAUAGCAGCUUUCCAUUCCAUUUUCAAUUAUCGUUAGUCCUUCCAGCCACCAAAACAGCUUUUAUCCAUGAGUUACGUAGCAGACUGCCGGGAGAAUUGCUUUAAUGCUGCCGUCUUUGGGAGUAGGAACAGUUCCCAUAUUGGUGUAAGAAAAAAAAAAUAUGUGUGUGUUAAUGCUGUAAAUGACAAGUAGAAUUUAAUAUAUCUAGGAAAACAGAAACUCUGCUAUAAUGUGCAAGAGGCAUCAGGCAAGCCACCGUCUGGGUUUGUAGUGCUGUGGGCCUUCCAGCUAGCAAGCAAGCCUUUCCAGUUGGGGUUUUUUUUUUGUGAUAUUUGUAUUUAAUUCAUUGCUGAUGGUAUUUGAUAUGUUUGGGAAUGUACCACAUGGCUUCUUUGAUCUGUUUUUGUAGACUCUUUGUAAUUGGAAUGAAACAGUAACCUUUUGGAGUGAGGAUUGGAACACGGUACCAUAACUGUAGGCAGUAAGGACAGUGUGACUCUUUUGCAAUGGCAGGUGGGGAUUUUUUUUUUUUUUGAGUUGGCCCAAAUGAAACAAAACCAAUUUACAGAUGCAUUCCAGGAUGAGUUUGCUGUUUUUUUCUCUCAAAACUUUCCACACUCAUCCUUCACCUGCCUUUGUAUGAGUGUGUUUAUGCGUGUGUGUGUGUGUGUGUGUGUAUUUUUGUGUGUGUUUUGCAAGACUCCGUGGUCCAGCAGAGCAUAAAUACAGCAAUAAGCUCUCUCCUGUCCAAAGACAACAAAGUAACACAGCACCCCAGUAAGUUUUAAGAGGAAUGAGCUAUUUUACUAAAGAAAGUGACUUUUCGGUUGUGAUUAUAGAAUUCUAUAUAUAAAUAUAUAUAUAAAAUAUAUAUAAAGUUGUGUAUAGUUUUACUCAUCAUGGUGCUUCAUGGCACUGUGUAUCAGACAUCACGGUGUAGACCGGUAGUUGUUGGGGGUUUUUUUUUCGUUUUUUGUUGCUUUGCUGUAUGAAGAUAGAAGCCUGAAAAACUAUAUGCAAAAGUGGACCCAUUGUCACUCCGUGGGUCAAAUCAUUAGACAGUUGUUAAAAAUAGAAAUAUGAGCAGUUUCUCAGGAGGCAGAUGGGGCUAAGUCCACAGUCACGUAAACUUGGUAGCUUAUGUGAGAAGAGCACCCCCACUCUGUCCAUCAACCUUUUUUAAAGGAUGGUAACAUUACACUUGUAUUACAAAUAGAUGGAUUUUUUUUAUUUUUUUCAUGCAUUUUUUUUAGAAAAUCUGUUACAUUCACAAAGGCUGUUUAGAGUAUUUGUUCUUAUGAAGGUAGUAAGCAAACAACAGACAUAAACCGUCAUGCCUAUCUAUAUAUUAGGACCUUCUUUCUGUGGAGAAGGCCACUGUUUGCUGAACAGGUGUAUUGACCUCUGUAAGCAGAAGGCAACUCUUCCAGUAAUCCAGAACAGAAGCCUAGAACAACAGAACCUUUCCAUUCCAAAGCAAUACCAGUAGUACACGUGUAGCAGUAAUUGCCAAGAUUCCACUCCACCAACCAAAACACGAAAUACAUGAAAUGAAAAGAAAAUCAUGUGUGCAGCAAGGACGACAGCAAUCUGCCUUAAUUGUGUCUUUUGAACAUCUGUCACCUUUUACAUUUUGAAAUUUGGUACCCUCUGCUAAGGGCAGUCAUGAUUGCAGAACUACCAGAGAUAAAAAAAACAGUUGAAAAGAAAGAAAACAUUUGGUUUAAAAAAAAAAAAAAAGCCAUCAUAGAACAAACAAAUAUGAUUGCAGGACUUUACAAAUUACACCUUGAACUGUGUGGGAGUGUAUCUUAAGAGCUGCUAAAUGAAUGUUUGGACAGUGUUCGUAAAGGACAAUUUAAAAUGUCUUUGUCAUCAUCCUUCUUGUUGAGUAAAGCCCACCAUGCUUUAAUUCCGAUGGUCCAUGAUAGCCUUUUAAUUCACAAAUGCAAGCUUGUGUUCUGUAGAAGUCGCCAUAGUUUUUCAAAAGUGAGGCCUUUUAUUAGUCCGUAUCUCAGCCAUUAAUAAGGGAUCUGCCGUGCUUUUAUAAAGUAUUUCAGAACUGGGUUCACCGUGUAGUACCUGUAACUGAUUUAUAUUUAUAACCAAGCAAUAUUAAAUUUUUAAACUGCCUUUUGGAUUUUAUUUUUGACAUUUUAGCCUGGAGGGUAUUGUUUUAGUCCUCCCACCCAUUCACUAAUAUUUGUACAUUGUAAGACCACCUGGUCAGGCCCUCUGAUUUAGUUUUGUCUGUACACAGAUUAAUUUGAAAAAAAAAAUGUAAAUGUCAACUUGCCCAAUAUUUGGUAAAAUUCUAAAAGUCUGAUAUUCCACUUGAUGCUACUAACUUCUGUUAUCGUAAAUUAAGGACAGAAUGUCUUCACAUUUCAAAAUCUGUUUUACAAUUCUGAAAUACUACCAGUUCCUGACAAUUGUUAUCAUUUUAAAGACAAGCAAGUGACCAUCAUUCCUGAAUAGGGCUUAAAGUGCUGCUCAGGUGCCAGCAUUUUUGAUUUUAUGUUAAUAUACCGUUCUUCCUGGUCUUCCAGUCCAUUUCAUUCUCCAACAUUGGCUUGGAGUUACACACCCAACCUAAACCUGCAGAUAAGUUAGGACUUCUUAUAAAAGCAGGUCAGAAGCAGAGAGAACACACUUUGCCUUAGGGAGAAUGCGCACAAGCGAUUUUUGUUUGCUUUUCUAAAUGGAACAGUUAUGUCCAGUCAAAUAGCUUUAAAUGGAUAUCAUUUAAUGCUUGUGUGUACUGGUGAUGCGAACCGUUACAGUACAAAAGAUGUAACGACAAAGCUUUAUGAACCAGAAUCAGUAAAGUUCCAGUGCUUGCUUGUUUUACUGUUUGUUCGAGAAUGUACUUUACCGAGACAAUGUCUUAAAUCCAAGGUGGAUUCGACUACGGGUUGGUGAGAGUGGGCCAAAAUCUGUUUUAUUUUCCAGUUUGUUAUGGUAUAGCAAAGAAGGUUCCCACUUUGUUAGUUGUAACCUCAGGAAACGUCUGAACCAAUGAUUAUUUCAGAGGAUUUGGAGACUAUUUCCUUGCUUGUCACAGAUUAUUACCGACAAUACAGUAUAAUCAUCCACCAAGUUUUAUUGAUUGUAUAAGCAUUUGGGUUUUAACUGUUACUUGUACAAUUCAGUGUGCUAGGAGUUCAGUGAAAUGGGGUUGGGGAAGGGAUGGGGACUGAAUUGGUCAUAUCAUAGCAGUAUUUGCAACUCAGUGAGGUUUUACUUGCCUUUCAUGUUAUUUACAAUUUCAUAUCAUUUAUUUUUUAAGAGUUUUUUUGUUUUCUUUGUAAGAAUAUUGUACAGUUUUGCAUGUCCUAGAUGUAAUCACUUUUGUUUGUAGGUUUUUAAAGGCUGACAAGUGAAAUAAAAAGAAAAAAUGGCUUGGCUUCUUAUCACUCAUUCUUUUGCUCUUGAUAACAGUUGCGGACUUAAAUGAAUAACCUGUUACAGAAAGAUUUAGGGGAUUUUGCACAGAAAUAUUUAAGGUGGACUGUCAGGAAUUGUAUGGGACUAACCACCACUCUUUUAUGUUGAUAACACAAUAUUAAAAUAUUAACCUGACUUUAAUGUAUUUCAAAUAAAACGGGGAACUGUUGCAAAU